Lobosporangium transversale is the source of this 1048-nucleotide messenger RNA. Its product is annotated as putative methyltransferase-domain-containing protein. The transcript is spliced from 3 exons. Gene Ontology annotation, molecular function: protein-lysine N-methyltransferase activity. The record is from RefSeq and is a predicted model, not a curated record. Gene Ontology annotation, cellular component: cytoplasm. Lineage: Eukaryota; Fungi; Mortierellomycota; Mortierellomycetes; Mortierellales; Mortierellaceae. Gene Ontology annotation, biological process: peptidyl-lysine methylation. The coding region runs from base 18 to 1007 and encodes 329 amino acids.
CACAACACAAUUAGAAAAUGACCAACCAUCCUGAGCACCUAGACAUUCAUGAUUCAGGAGGUCCUCCUGCAGGGAUUUUGUCCUUUCAAGACACAGAGAAUAAUGGCACCUCAGCCAUGGUCACAAUCAUGCAGGACAUUCCUACAUUUGGAAUCGCGGGGCGAAUCUGGGAUAGCUCUUAUGCAAUUGACAUAUUUCUUCGUAGGCCAUCAAGUCAAUAUACCUUCACACCUUCAUGCCCUAUCCCUCAUGAGUAUUUUAUAGACGCCUCGAAUACAGCGAACUGCAGCAACAGAGGCGAACAAUCACUAGACCCUAUUAGGAUAGUUGAACUUGGAGCUGGAACUGGCUACGUAGGGAUCGCGCUGGCUAAACGACUACGCUCCUCUUGCACAGUGGUCUUGACAGACUUGGAGGAGGUCAUUCCAUUAUUGGAAAAAAACGUGCGGGACAAUAUUGACCAGAAGGUUCUAGACAGCUGCUCCGAUUCCAUUAACUCACCAAUACCAAAAUCAACGUCCUCAACACCACCAGAGUUAGGAUCUUCGCAGCGUUCCUGUGCCAAAGUCGAAGUCAAACCUUUAGCAUGGGGCAACUCGACCCAUGCAGAAAAAAUCCUGGCCCAGGGCCGAGUCGACUAUAUAGUGGCAAGUGAUUUAGUGUACUUCCCUGAGUUGUAUCCGCCUCUAUUGGAGACAUUGAAGGAAGUUACAGACCUAGAGACUCGAAUCAUCUUUGGAUACAAAGAACGUGCACAUUGGAAAGAGCUGCCAUUCUGGGAGCAGUUUGGGCGAUUCUUUAAAUUUGAAGUCGUAAGGAUUGAAAAAAAUCGUCCAAGUACUGAUCCGCAUCAAAGUAAUGAGAGUGAUGAUGAAGAGUCACUGAAGAUCUUUGGGUCCGAGGAGGACAUGUUUGUCUUUAUAGCGAAAAAACGCCGCGAUGAGGAGAUUUUAGCUGGUGUAGACGAUACUUUAACUACUCUGAUGAUGAUGCAAAUUAGGUAUUAGCAUUUCUUUGAUUUGUAUCGCAAUACAAUAAAGUAUAAGUG